Molecule: messenger RNA, 1527 nt
Organism: Lipotes vexillifer (Yangtze River dolphin)
Lineage: Eukaryota; Metazoa; Chordata; Mammalia; Artiodactyla; Lipotidae
Gene: NOXA1
Product: NADPH oxidase activator 1
Exons: 14
Coding region: 1-1527 (508 amino acids)
Biological process (GO): superoxide anion generation
Molecular function (GO): superoxide-generating NADPH oxidase activator activity; protein binding
Source: RefSeq, a predicted model, not a curated record
AUGCCCUCGCUCGGGGACCUGGUGCGCGACUGGCACCGGGGCGCGCAGGCCGUGGCGCGUGGGGACUGGGACUACGCCUUGCGCCUCUUCUCGAGCGUCCCGGAGCCGCCCGCCAGGAUGAGCUUCAACGUGGGCUGCGUGCACCUGCUAGCCGGGGACCCGGAGGCCGCGCUGCGGGCAUUUGACCAGGCAGUGACCAAGGAUGCCUGCAUGGCUGUCGGCUUCUUCCAGCGAGGAGUAGCCAACUUCCAGCUGGGGAGGUUCCGGGAGGCCCUAUCCGACUUCCAGCAGACCCUGGCACAGCUGAGGGGCAACACCGCCAUCGACUACACCCAGCUGGGCCUGCGGUUCAAGCUGCAGGCCUGGGAGGUGCUAUUCAGCGUGGCUGCAGUGCAGAGCCAGCUGGGGCUCUGGGCAGAGGCCACCCACAGCCUCGAGGAAGCCAUCUCCAAGGGGCCGGAAGGGGCCCACAAUGACCUGGACAUCGCCGUGGGCCAAGUGCAGAAACAGGCCCCCCUGCAGCCUCGGCAGGUCCCCAGGGGUGAGGUCUUCCGGCCGCACAGGUGGCACCUGGAGCACCUGGAGCCCGUGGAUUUCCUGGGCAAGGCCAAGGUGGUGGCCUCCGCCAUCCCUGAUGGCCCGCACGAGGACGCCCGGCCUCAGCAGCCACAGGCUCUCUACGCGCGUGGUGAAGCCAGGCCUGCGGCUGCCGAACGGGCCCGUGACACAGGCCCCUCCAGACCUGGUACCCGCUGUGGCCCCAGGACUCCCCUUGAUGCGGAGAUGGAGGUCAGCUCUGGCCAGGCUGGGCGGGCUGACCAUGGCACACUGGUCACCAAUGACGAACAGUGUCUGGGCACUGCACCCAUGAGCUCCAGGCCCAGGGAAAGCUACCCCCACCCUCAGGGCCCCACCCCGGCCCGGCAGAGCCCCAGCCUGUGGCUUUCCUUGCAGAAGCCUCACGUGGAGCAAGUUGGCCAGUGGGUCCCUCCAGGGCUGCUGGCAGCUGGGGGGCCGGGCCCUGGCUCCUCUGAGGAUCCUGCAGGCGCUGGGGGUGUGGCUGCAGGGGGCCCCGAGUCCUUGGUGACCUUCACAGUGCAGUGUGCCUUCACCCUGGCCCUGAGGGCCCCAAGAGGAGCUGACCUGUCCAGCCUGCGGGCCCUGAUGAGCCAGGCCCUCCCUCCCCAGGCCCAGAGUGGGCAGCUCAGUUACCGAGACCCUAGUGACAGCAGGGGCUGGGUGCCCCUCACCGGGGAGGAGGCACUGCAGAGGGCCUGGCGGGGCGCGGCUGCCGGCUCCGGGGAGCUGCAGCUACGGUGCCAGGGUGUGGGCGGCCGGCCUGUCCUCUACCAGGUGGUGGCCCGGCACGGCUACUCCUCCCAGGGGCCCGAGGACCUGGCCCUGCAACUGGGAGACACUGUGGACGUCUUGUGCGAAGUGGACCAGGCAUGGCUGGAGGGCCACUGUGACGGCCGCAUCGGGAUUUUCCCCAAGUGCUUCGUGGUCCCGGCCGUCCGGCGCACGUGA